AUGGCUGCCCUGAACUGGCUGACGUUGGCGCUGGAGUCGUACCGAGGCCGGGACCGCCUGAUCCAUACCCUGGGGUACUGCUGCCAACUGGUUGGUGGGAUCCUGGUGGAACAAUAUCCAGCCAGGUCAGAAGUGGGGACACGCUUACUGGUACUGUCCUCCCAACUCAGCUGCUGUAGGACCGUCCUUUGACUCUUUGAUGACUUGGCCAUGUUUAUGUACACUAAGCAGUAUGGCCUGGGGUCAGAGGAGGGGGACAUGUUGGUCCAAUGUGUGUCUGUCCUGGGCAACCUGGCUGAUCAGCUAUACUACCCCUGCGAGCACAUCGCCUGGGCUGCUGAUACCAAGAUCCUCCACAUGGACUCUGCCCGGUGGUGGAUGCUGAGCAUGAUUUUCUGGGGCCUCUCCCUGCUUCUGGGGAUUGCCAAGUCCCUGUGGGUGGUCCUGAAGCUGAGACAUCAGCUGAGGAGCCCUACAGUGGCCUUCACCAGCCAGCUGUCCUGGAGCAAGCGGAGGGCCAUGGAGGCCCAGAUUCAGUCAGAGCUGUUGAUUCUUCUGAGCAACCUGGCAGAUCUGGCCGAUGCUGUGCACUGGCUGCCUGCAGGUGUCCUCUGGGCAGGCCGCAUCCCCCCGUGGCUGGUGGGCCUCCUGGGCACCAUCUCCUCUCUCCUCAGUGUGUACCAGGCAGUCCGAACCAGUGGCUAG
Molecule: messenger RNA, 705 nt
Organism: Molossus molossus (Pallas's mastiff bat)
Lineage: Eukaryota; Metazoa; Chordata; Mammalia; Chiroptera; Molossidae
Gene: PEX11G
Product: peroxisomal biogenesis factor 11 gamma
Exons: 5
Biological process (GO): peroxisome fission
Cellular component (GO): peroxisomal membrane
Source: RefSeq, a predicted model, not a curated record